CCCUGAGCAGCGGCGCGGCCGCCAUGGCGACCUUCUUCGGGGAGGUGGUGGUGGCCCCGUCCCGCGCCGGCGUGGACGACGAGGAGGAGACCCGCGAGGAGACGCCCGAGGACCGGGAGAUCCGCAGGGAGCUGGAGAAAAAAAGGGAGGUCGACGUCCUGUGGACCUCGAAGUCGGGCGCGCCUUCGGAGAGCUCUGCCGACGAGCCGUUCGUGUGCUCGAAGUUUAUAGUAGCGAUAGGACAUAACGCUGCAGCUUUCCUGUCUUCUUUUAUUCUGGACUCUGUCUGUUGGGAAGUAAUUGGAGUUGUGAAGCUGUGGAAUGAAUGGUGUCGAACGUCCACCACAACAAAUGUCCUCCCGACAGAUUCUUUCUGUUUGUUCUACCGGUUAAUAUCAGAUCCGACAGUUUUGUUGUGCCAGUGUAGUUGCUACGUUGCUGAGGAUCAACAGUUCCAGUGGCUUGAAAAGGUCUUUGGCCGUAUACGAAAGGAGGGCUUGCAAGUAACUAUUCUUUCAACGUGUGCUGUAGCUGAUUAUAAAACUCAGGAAUCCACUUUAACGCUUGCAUCUCCAUUUCUGAAAGCCUUGAAGACAAAAGAAUUCAAAGAGCCGAUCUGCUGCCCGCUACUGGAGCAACCGAACAUCGUGCGAGAUCUGCCUGCUGCUGUUUUGAGUUACUGUCAAGUAUGGCAGAUUCCUGCAGUGUUGUAUCAGUGCUACACUGACGUCAUCAAACUGGACACAGUUACAAUUGAAGCGUUCAAGCCUCUGCUUUCUUCUGAAAUCCUGAAGAAUUUAGUCAAGGAUGUAUCUGAAAGCAAAAAGAUCUUGAGGAAAUUACUGACAACCAAUGAAACUCACAAUAAUAUCUAUAUCUAAAGAGGACAUUUGUGAUGCAGACUGCACUUUCAUGAACUCCAGUUUCUUCAGUAGAGGAUGUUUUGCAAAUGUAGUUGUUUCCUUAAAAGUGGAAUAAAUUCCAGUAGAUUUUUACUUCUACACUCAUUUUUGUUACUUAAAAACUUUUCACUGCAGACACAUGUUUCUUCUGCAUGGCUUGGGAGACCUUCUUCUGGAAUGAUUGUAAGAAAGAGAUCUUCAAUAUGAAAAGCAGCUUCUUUGUCUCCUCCUGAAGGAAUUAUGUUAUCUAAAUGUAUACCUUUUAUAUGUAGAAGAGGACAUGCAGUUAAGGAGUUCUGUCUAUAUGUAACGAGAACACCUAUUUUUUAAUUUAUUUUGAGACACAAAAGUUUUCCUAAUGUUCAAUCCUCUUUAAAGAUUUGUCUAUGAUGUAGAAAAUAAGCCCUGCAUUUCUUACAUAAAGUUAUCAUUUUGUGUGCGUAUAUAUAUGAAUUAUCUAUAUAUAUGUGUGUGUGCACAUUUUUUCUGUAUGCAUUGAUACAAAAUAUAGUAAGUCAAUAAUGGUAAAUAGCUUUAUAAGACCUACUAGUGCAAAAUAGUCUUCAUCUUACUUUACAGAUGAGUAGGAGUCAGGAAUGUGGAGCUGUCGUGAACUACAUAGACUGGACCAACUGUGACUUGGAUUCACCAAGUAGAUGGUCAUGGACAUUUAGGAUGUUGCUGCCUGUGGAGCUGGCAGGAAGAGAGAUGUGCCCACAUUUAGAUGCUGCAGCUUCCAUUUCCAUUGCCUUGCUGAGAGCUCACCUUUGGCAGUUUCAGCUUCAUACCUUGAGUAGGAACCGUAGAGAGGCAGAAUCAUUCCCUGAUGUUACAUCUCUAACAGUGGUGGGAACCUCUCUCAGUGAAACGAGGUGGUAGUCUCACAAGCCGCUGUAGCUGUAUCUGCCAGGGCAAAGUGAUUUAAUUCAUCCAUGUUAAAACCCUGAAUUGCUAGCAACAGUAGGAAUAGUACAGGGUCUCUUACACAGAGUAUGUGAUUCUUAAAGAAAAGUAAAAGUUUAUGUUUUAAAGUGUCUCAAAAAAUUCUCUGAAAGUUGCUAAGAAUUCCAGCAGUGUAUAGAAAAUAUUUUUGGUAAUUGACAUGUGAUUCUGACUUACAUCUUCCAUUUAAUUUUAGCAUUUCAUUUAAGAAAAAUGGUGUUAAAGUUGCUACCAGAUAAUUCGGUGGUGGUGUUGCUGCACAGAGGUCUUUUAAAUUGAACGUAGCCUCUCCUUUUGGAACAGAAGGAUAACAGCUUCAAAGUUUUCUACCAAGUUUAAUGUUGACUUACAGUGGCUGCCAAGUUAAUGUUUUUGAACAGUGUGUUCCUUUAACAGAAUUGUCAUUGCUUCAGGUUUGAAAGUGGUCGACUUAGUCCACGUCCACUGAAGCAAAUGGCUCCCAGCUUCAGCGGGCCCACUACAACAUCUGCCUUUGGAAAUGUUAAACUGCAACACAGCGUGCAGUUAAAGUGGUAGUAGAAUAUUCUUGGUGUGGGUAUCAAGUUAUGUAUCAAUUGAUUUAAAUUGCUGUUAAGUAAAUGAUACUGUAUUUUGAAGUAUCUGUCAAAUAUGAUUAUAUGAGUAUGCUGUCAUACUCAGGAGUAUGCUGUCUCUGAAGCAUGAAGUGCAGAACAUGGUUCCUUCUGUGGUGACUUUCUGCAUAGUGUUUUCAUUAAAACUUGUUUAUAUA
Molecule: messenger RNA, 2595 nt
Organism: Colius striatus (speckled mousebird)
Lineage: Eukaryota; Metazoa; Chordata; Aves; Coliiformes; Coliidae
Gene: PSMG1
Product: proteasome assembly chaperone 1
Exons: 7
Coding region: 24-881 (285 amino acids)
Biological process (GO): proteasome core complex assembly
Cellular component (GO): endoplasmic reticulum
Molecular function (GO): proteasome binding
Source: RefSeq, a predicted model, not a curated record